Bacillus rossius redtenbacheri is the source of this 2403-nucleotide messenger RNA. Its product is annotated as serine protease inhibitor 27A-like. NCBI's taxonomy places the organism in Eukaryota, Metazoa, Arthropoda, Insecta, Phasmatodea, Bacillidae. The transcript has 9 exons. Bases 75 to 1508 code for a protein of 477 amino acids. Gene Ontology annotation, molecular function: serine-type endopeptidase inhibitor activity. The record is from RefSeq and is a predicted model, not a curated record.
CCCCAGUCGCUCCAGGGCUCCUGGAGGGGGCAGCACGACCAGCAGUCUCCAUCGCAGAGUUGACCGCAGCAGCCAUGGCUCGCUCCGCUCCGCUGAUAGCAGCCGCCCUGCUGGUGCUGGUGGGAUCGGCCGCUGCCCAGGAUGACGACAUCGACGACUACGACGAGUUCGUGCCGCACGACGGCGAGAGCUUCGACGAUUUCGACUGGUUGCUGUGCAAGACCAUCUCGGACAUGGUGCCGGGCAACAUGGCGGUGUCGCCGGUCGGCGUGAAGGUGGUGCUGGCCAUGCUGUACGAGGGCGCCGUCAACCAGACCGCCGCCGAGUUGCGGGACACCCUGCACCUGCCCGCUCGCCGCUCGGACUCGCGCGCGAGGUUCGGCAAGGUGCUGCGCUCGCUGCAGGCCGUGCGGCGUGAGUACGUGCUGGACAUUGGCUCCAAGCUGUACGUGCGCAAGAAGCUGUGGCCCAAGUCCGCCUUCCGCAUGAUCCUGAAGGUGUUCUACAACACGGAGAUACAGAAGACGGACUUCGACGAGCCCGAACAGGCCGUGAGCAUCAUCAACAGCUGGGUGCGCGACAUGACACACGGCAACAUCAACGAGCUGAUCUCCACGGACGAGGUGACUCCUGACUCAAUGCUGCUGCUGCUGAACGCCAUCUUCUUCAAGGGGCUAUGGCGCAAGCCGUUCCCGCCCAACGAGACACGGCCUGGUCCAUUCCACCUGGACCCGGUGCGCACCAUGACAACCGACUACAUGACCCUGGAUGGAAACUUCUACUACUCAGAGUCCAUUGAAAUGCAUUCUAAAAUCCUACGGCUGCCCUACAUGGGCAAGAAGUACUCCAUGUUCCUGGUCCUGCCCGAGGACAAGGACGGGCUGGAGAAGGUGCUGGCCAAGGUGACCCCGGCGCUGAUCCGCCAGCACAUGAAGACCAUGACCUCGGAGCAGGUCGAGGUGAAGCUGCCCAAGUUCAAGUUCGAGUACACGGCGCACCUCAAGGACAUCCUGAGGAAGAUGGGCAUCAAGAGGUUGUUCGAGGAUAACGCGGAGCUGAACGAGAUGAUCUGGGGCGCCGACAAGCUCAGCGUGUCCACUAUCAUGCAGAAAGCUGGACUGGAGGUCAAUGAGCAAGGCACAGUAGCCUAUGGAGCCACAGUCGUGAACAUACCCAACAAGUUCGGCGGCACGAGCGAGUUCCACGCCACGCACCCCUUCAUGUUCUUCAUCGAGGACGAGACGACGGGCACGGUGGUGUUCGUGGGCAAGGUGAUGGCGCCGCUGGAGUCGGCGCUGGAGGCAGUGGCGGCCCGGACUCGCGCCGGCGAGGAUAAUGGCAUCUCCGCCAUGGCAGAGCUUCCCGCCGAGGUGCAGCGCAGCAGCGUGCGAGCCUCCAUCCUGCCCGACUCCUGGGUCCGCAACAGGAUGGCGGAGAGCUCUGGCGCGCGGACAAGGACAGCCGGCGAUAGCGUCAGAUUCCCUGCGUCGAGCCGCGUGCACGCUUAGCGAGUCGCCGCGCGAGCUGUUGCCAACUGUGGCCGCCAGGUGACGAGCGCCCUUCCUCUGUUUCUUUUCUCGAACACGGAAUGGAGGCUCGUUGCUCUUGGUUAUAUUAUUACACUUGUUAAAACUUUCUUUUGAAAUAUUAUGUUCAAUGGUACUAAAAUAAACAUUAUUGUACCUUACAUGUAAUGUCAGAUAUUUAUGUUAUUUUUUUAAGUUGUUAGCAUGAAGUAAAACUCCAAAUUUCGAUAGCCUUUAGUUCUUAGGGAUGAAAGCCCCAACCACAACCCGAACAUUCCGAAGUUUACCGAAGUAAAAUGUUAGGUUAGGUUCGGUCAGUGUAAUAAAUAAUCGUUCUUUAUUUUAUUCCGAGAGGUUAACUUAAGGUAUGUUAGUUUAUCGUAGGAAAACUUUGGAGAGCUUCGGAAUUAUUCGGAUGUAGCUCUCAUCCCUCUAAACUGUUGGCUUCCCUCCUGAUAUGAGUGAAUAUUUGGUUUAGCCUACACAGUUGGCACUAGCAGUCUUAAUAAUUAAGUUGAGUUGAAAAUUGUUCUUUUAAAGUGUUUUACACAGUUGGCACUAGCAGUCUUAAUAAUUAAGUUGUGUUGAAAAUUGUUCUUUUAAAGUGUUUGUUUGCAACAAUAAUAUUUUUAUCAAUUUUUUAGUAAAAUUUUACCAAUGACUUUCAAAUGACUCAUUUUUAUUAAUUUGUUGACCAUAAAUGAUUUAUUGUCGGUAAACUAAAUACAAUUUUUUAUUAAAAUUAGUGUUAUCUUGUUUGUUUUAAAGGUGUAUAGUGCUACUUAAUUGAAUUAAUUUUUUUAUAGGUUUCUGUGAUGCUGUACUUAUGCACCCCAUACUUCAUAAAUAAACAAAUAAAUUUGGAUUUUGAAUAUUA